Molecule: messenger RNA, 1174 nt
Organism: Aricia agestis (brown argus)
Lineage: Eukaryota; Metazoa; Arthropoda; Insecta; Lepidoptera; Lycaenidae
Product: mitochondrial ribosome-associated GTPase 2
Exons: 6
Coding region: 57-1157 (366 amino acids)
Cellular component (GO): mitochondrion
Molecular function (GO): GTP binding; GTPase activity; magnesium ion binding
Source: RefSeq, a predicted model, not a curated record
GAGAAGAAGAAUAGGUUUUUACAAUUUACGAUGAACAUGGAAAAAAUCAUAACAAAAUGAAAUUAUUGGGUCUAUUCAGAAUAUUAACAAUAAAUACAACAACAGUAUGUAGGCAAUACUCUAGUGAUACAGUUCCAAGAGCUUUGAGAAGUUUGAAAGCAAAAUCUACCAAGAAUACAGUACAAUAUUAUGUUGAUUCCUGUCGAGUAAGAACUAUAGGAGGAAAUGGGGGAGACGGUUGUAUUUCCUUUCUUCACGCCUGGUGCAAAGACCAGGCGGGACCUAACGGGGGUGAUGGCGGCCACGGUGGACACGUUAUAUUUCAGGCAACACACUCAAAGAAAAGUCUUAAUCACUGCAACUCGGUGAUACAAGCAAAGCAUGGUGAAAAAGGUUUUUCCAAGGACUGUGAUGGUAAAAAUGCCCAACAUAUUAUUGUUCCAGUACCAUUGGGUACAAUAAUUAGGAAUGAGUUGGGACAAGUAGUCGGAGACCUACAGGAGGAGGGCAUGAUGUUUUUAGCGGCACGGGGUGGGGCAGGUGGUAGAGGUAACAAGUUCUUCCUAACUGACACAGAACAAUCACCACUGAUAGCAGAAUAUGGAGCGGAGGGGGAGACCAAUCAUUAUUAUUUAGAGGUUCGGUCCAUGGCUCACAUGGGUCUUAUUGGUUUUCCCAAUGCAGGCAAGAGCACUCUUUUGAGGGCAAUCACUAGGGCCAGGCCCACCGUAGCUCCAUACCCUUUUACUACUUUAAGGCCUCAUAUUGGAAUGAUUCCUUAUGAUGACUAUGAGCAAGUUGCAAUUGCUGACUUGCCAGGACUCAUCCCAGGCUCACACAAGAACUAUGGAUUAGGUAUUCAAUUUCUCCAACAUGCUGAAAGAUGUAGAGGUCUGAUAUUUCUUCUUGACGGUUCGGAUAAUCCAAAAGAACAAUACGAGAUCUUGAGCCAUGAGGUAAAGCAGUACAGUGAGCAACUAUCUACAAGGCCAAGGUGUAUUGUUGUCAACAAAAUUGAUGUGCCCGAAGGCAAGAAAAGUUACCAGGAGCUCAGUAGCGAGAUGCAGGUUAUAGGUAUAUCGGCUAAGACUGGCAAUAAUUUGAGUGAACUCCUUAGUGUUGUUAGAAAAAUAUAUGAUAGUGAUGAUAAUAAAUAAAUUAUAUAUUUAUUUGA